This is a messenger RNA of Sceloporus undulatus (fence lizard), 6016 nucleotides long. It is a transcript of the gene CTDSPL, whose product is annotated as CTD small phosphatase like. Bases 1937 to 2731 code for a protein of 264 amino acids. The transcript has 7 exons. Lineage: Eukaryota; Metazoa; Chordata; Lepidosauria; Squamata; Phrynosomatidae. Gene Ontology annotation, molecular function: RNA polymerase II CTD heptapeptide repeat phosphatase activity. The record is from RefSeq and is a predicted model, not a curated record.
AGGAGGGUUGUCUCCGCUGAGGGAAGGCGGCGGAGGGCCCUCUUCUCCUUCUCUCUCUCCCUCUCUCUCUCUCUCUCUCUCUUUCUGCUGCCAAGGAUGAGAUAAUAAUAGUCCCCAAAAAGGGGGGGGAGGAGGGUCGGCAGAGAGGGAGGGGCAUGUAGGAGCGUGUGUGUGUUGUGUGUCUACAAAGUGUGUUUGUGUGUGUGAGACAGCAAACUCUGAGGAGGGGGCUUUGGGGGACGUACUUUAUCCCCCCCCCCCACAUCCCUCCUCCUCCUCAGCCCCAAAAGAGAUUGAGGAGGGGGAUUCUGUGUGUGAGAGAGAGACUUUUGGGGAGAGAGUUUGCGAGGGUCUAUCCUAACCCCCCCCCCCCAAAAAGCAUCCUCUUCCUAAAUCCCAAGGCGAGAUUGAGGCGUCUGUGUGGAGAGGAGGGUCCUCGGGGGGUGUUUGUGUGUGGCUGCAAUUACCUUAUUCCCCUUCCUUCCUUCCAUCCUCCUCAUCCUCCCCAUCAGAUCCUCCUCUGUGAGAGAGAGAGAGAGAGAGCUGUGGGGAGGGGGCUUGGGGUGUCUUACCUUACCCCCAGCCUCCUUUUCCUCCUCCUGCUAAGUCCCAAGGCGAGGUUGAGGAGAGAGAGAGAGAGAAAGUGUGUGUGUGUGUGUAGGGGGUCCUUUGUGUGUGACAGCCACCUGUAGAGAAGGGACUUCCCUUAUCCCACCUCCAUCCACCUCCUUAGUCCCAAAGCAAGAUUGAAGAGUCUCUCUGUGUGUUUGCCACCUUUGGGGAGGAGGUUGGGGGGACAUACCUUCUCCUCCUUCUCCUCCAUUGCCCUCCUUACCCACCUCCUAAAUCCCAAGGCGAGAUUGAAGAGUGUGUGGGGUGUGUGUAUAUGUGUGACAACCACCUGAGGAGAGUGGGCUUGAAGGGAAGAAGUACCUUAUUUCCCUCCUCCUCCUCCUCCUAAGUCCCAAAGCCAGACUGAGGAGUGUUUGGGGGUCCUCUGUGUCUGUGUGACAGCCACCUGUGAAGCAGGGGACAUACCUUAUCUCUUCCUCCAUCCUUCUCCACCUCCUCCUCCUCCUCCUCCUCCUCCUCCUCCAUCUCAAUCCUAAAGCAAGAUUGAGGAGUUAAGGGGGGAUCCCUCUGUAGUGUCUGAGUGACAGCUAUCCUCCUCCUCCUCCUUUUCCUCCUCUUCUUCUCCUUUUUCCUGGAGGGUGGGGGCACUUUUUGGCAGCCUCAAGGGGGGGAGUUGAGAGAGAGAGAGAAGGAGAGAGGCACCCAUUCCUAGCAAAGAGGAUGGAGGGGGAAAUGAUCAGGGUGUUUUGGGUUAGGUUCUUUUUUUGGAGUGGAGAAGGGUAAUGUAAACCCUCUUCUUCUUCUUCUUCUUCUGGCUUUUUAUUUCCUUCCUUUUUUAAAAAGAAAAGCUCAGGGCAGCCUGGUGUUGGUUGGCAUCAGUUUAGGAGGCAUUCUGGGGGUGGGUGGGUGUAAAGGAAGGGAGGGGGCUUGGCCAUUCCCAACCCCACCCUGCCUCAGUUUGGUCUUUUCAAAUCUAUCCCGAGACGCUUGCUUGCUCAAGGCGGGUAUUUUUGUGCCUGGCGUAGUAGGGAUUUGGAGUGGCCCCUUGGUUUGUUGUCUUAUCUGGAGUGGUACUGGGUGUUGCUUUCGGUGGGUAAUCUGUGGAUUUAGUGGAUUUUUAAAAAACCAGUUCACUGAAGAAGUACAGAAGAGACCUGUGUGCCUGCUGCCUUCUAUUACGUUUUUUGUGGCUUGGCUUGGCUUCAUUCCUGGAGGAGUGUUGUUGGGUUUUUCCCCCUCCCCACAUAUAAAUCCGCCUAUUGAUUUCCUAAAAGGAAAACAAAUCUAAAGAAACGCAGAAAACGCACACCAAACCUGCCUCCGGGAGGGAAACCGCCAGGUGAAAAACACGCACUCAGUUUCCAUGGACAACCCGUCCAUUAUCACCCAGGUGACUAACCCCAAAGAGGAAGAAAUCCUGUCCUGCUCUCAGGAUAAAGUGUCCCAAUGUAAUCUCAGUUUGAAGAAGCAGAGGAGUCGAAGCAUCUUUAGCACUUUAUUCUGCUGCUUUCGUGACUAUAAUGUUGAGCCACCAUCUUCCAACAGCACCAGUGUCCUUCCUCCAUUGGUGGAAGAAAAUGGCGGGCUUCAGAAGCCACCAGCUAAAUACCUCUUGCCUGAAAUGACAAUAUCUGAUUAUGGGAAGAAAUGUGUGGUCAUUGAUCUAGAUGAAACAUUAGUGCACAGUUCCUUUAAGCCAAUUAGCAAUGCUGAUUUCAUUGUUCCAGUUGAAAUUGAUGGAACUAUACAUCAGGUUUAUGUAUUAAAACGGCCGCAUGUGGAUGAAUUUCUUCAGAGGAUGGGAGAGCUUUUUGAAUGUGUGCUGUUUACAGCCAGUCUAGCAAAGUAUGCAGACCCAGUGGCAGACUUGUUGGAUCGCUGGGGUGUGUUCCGGGCUCGGCUCUUCAGAGAAUCCUGCGUUUUCCACAGAGGAAAUUACGUGAAGGAUCUAAGUCGACUUGGGCGAGAGUUGAGCAAGGUUAUUAUAGUGGAUAACUCCCCUGCAUCUUACAUCUUCCAUCCAGAAAAUGCAGUGCCUGUGCAGUCCUGGUUUGAUGACAUGACAGACACCGAAUUGUUAGACCUUCUUCCAUUCUUUGAAGGACUAAGCAAAGAGGAGGAGGUCUACACUAUGCUUCAUAAACUCUGCAACAGGUAGCCUUUGAAGCCUAAAAGCACUGAUUGACUGCAGCCACUCUGGGAGACAUUCAUAAUCACACAGCAUCUAAAAGAGGCUGUUUUUCUCAAGAGUGAUAAACGCUCUCGAUCUUCCUCUUGCAAUGCUGUACAUGAAGGACAAUCGUGAACUGAUGCUACUAAAAUCAUGGGAAUACUGAUGCCGUAAGGUGAUAAACUACUUUUUUUAAAAAGAAAAAAAAAUUAAAACGAAGCUAUUUUGAAUGGAACUGUUUUAAUGAAUUUCAUAAAUGGACACGUUUUACAGAUCCUGCAUUUUUUCUUAAAAACAUGCCAAAAAUAUAUAUUUAAAGCUUGAUGUUGUUUCAGCACGUGGACUUGACCCUUGUUCCCCCUUCCUUACUCAACCCAUUCCAUCCCGCUAUGCAGACCAUUUCCCCCACUCCAUCCUGCUUAUAGAGCAGUUGACCUGACUCUGAACUUUCUUUCUUCCAUGAUAAAGUGCCUUUUUCAAAUGUUGUUUUAAGAUUUAAAGGAAAAAAAAUCAUUUUUGUAGGAGACAUAUUUCCAGGCAUCUUUUAGUCUUGUAUUGUUUAAACGCUUGAAGAAGAAGAGAAAAAGAAGAAGAACCGUAUUACGUGGAUGGAAAACAGAGCAUUGGAAACAGGGAUGGGAGUUCUGUCUCUAAGAUUAUAUCUUUAGAGUCAUACGGGCUACAAGCUUGGGUCAGGCUUGAAAGGUUCAGGAGUAUAGGAGCAGGUAUACUGAAGUCAACUGGGUAAUAUAUAUGUCAGUGACAUAACUGUCUUAAAAAUCUGGGGCAUGUUUUGCACAUAGUUUAGAGUGUAUCUGAAUAUGCUGACAUGGAAUGGAAUAUACACACAGUGGCAAGUAAUUCCUCAGCGCCUUCCAGAAGGGUCUUCUAUGGUCUUUGCUAACGCACAAAUAACAGGUAUUUCUGUUGUUGGUGAUGAGAUACUGAUAUAAAUUAUUGAAGGUUUAUUUAUGAAGCUUGAAUUCUUUCCAUACACAAAGAUGUGCAUCAAGCUGUUUGCAGAAUAUAUCCCCCCCAACCCUUAUGAAAGGAGUGGGAUAUAAACCAGGAGCACGCCUCUCAUUCCUAGCAACGGGGCACACACAGGAGACAGAUCCCAAUUUUAUUGUGCCCUGUGUAUUUUCUCAACUGCUGCUACAAAAGGCUCACCCGAAUGAAACUGAACCCCGGCUGUUAUACUGUUCUUCGCCACUGUGCCUGUGCUACUGAAACCUUUGUUGAAAAGCUGCAAAAUAUGGGCAACAGAUAAAUGUGCCAGCUUUGUGUUCAAAGCCCUUUAACAUAUAUUGGCUGACACAAUCAAGUACAACCCACAAAUUUACUUUUAAAAAAUGGGCUUGUGUGCCCUGUUCUUAGUCCUUCAUUGUGAUUUUUAAAAAAUAUUUCCUUCCUUUUAUGCUUCCUUAUUUUAAGGGGAGGGGGUUAGGAGCAAUGAUUCUUAAGUGUCCUAUGAGUGAAAGAUUUUGUAGCAUCUCUCAGACCAAGUAUGGGAUUGUUCACCCUUAACAGAAGUGCUGAGAUUAUUAAAACUGAAAUUCUCUGUGAAAAAUGUUUUGUUGAGAAUUGUCCAAGUGUUAAAAUCACUCCAUUGACAGUUUGCAUGAAUACUCUCAAAUUGUUCUCUUGCUUGGGGCUUCAUGCUUUUUAUAUUUAACCUUGCCCUCCCAUCCUUUGCCAAUUGAUUCAGAGUAAGGAAUGUCAAGAGUUUGUCAGUGGUAGGAAAACUGAUGCUAUCAAAAACAUCUAUAUCCUUCACCCUUUUUUACUCUUUUUGGACCGCAUGAAGCUAAGAGGGCACACACAGUAGCACAAUCCCUUUUUGGCUCUUUUAAUCUCUCUUUCUUCUCUCUCUUCCCUUUGCACCAGUGGAAAUCAUAGUUGCUCAAAUUUAGCCAUGUUGGACAGGAAUUGUCCAAAAAUGUUUGGUGCUCAACCCAGCAAACUGUCAAAUGCUGAAACUGGCUUGUUGCCACUCCUUGCCUUUACCGGAAUAUGGCCAGUAGGAACCUCAAGGAGCUGGAAUGGAUUUCUAAUCCUCAGCUAAAAACAUCUAAGCAGCAGCUUGAACCCAUUAAUUCAUAAAAAAAAACAAAGAAACAGUCCAGCCUCCAUGGGCAUGGAAAAGGUCAGCCUUCCCCAACUUGGUGCCAUCUGGAUGUACUGGAGUACAGCUCCCAUCAUCCCCAGCCGGCCUGGCCACAGGGUUGGAGAAGGCUGUAAUAGGUUACCACAGGCACAGUAGAAAACAGACAUCACUCCAUAGUACAGCCGUCCCCAACCUAUACCUUUGAAACGUAUUGGACUAUAAUCCCCCAAAAUUCCACAACUCUGCUAUCUGUAGGAUUAUGGGAGUUGCAGUCCAGCAUAUAUCAGGAACAUGAGGCUGGGGAAAGCCACCAUCCUGCAGUUUUGCCCAGUGUUUCCAGAGCUCUUGCAGUGUUGUAUAAGCAGUACAGACCUAUUUGUCCCAAAACAAUCUCCCACCUGUUCACCAACUACACCUUGCUUGACCAUGGGAGGUUAUUCCCUUUAGUACUGUAUGUGUUGUCUGCCAGGAAUUUGGCAACAUGGAAAAUACCCAACUACUGGGGCAUUUUUUUUUCCUUUUUAACUUUUGUUUAAAGUAUGGAUUCUGGUUAGUCCAUGAAGCUUUCUGUCAUUCAAAAUAUUCUCCUGAUUUUGUAUUUCAAUUCAAAAUAAUGAAACAGUUCUACUGCCAAAGCAUGUUCUCUGAGCAGUAUUUUUCCACUGUGUUUCUGGCCUUGUGAGCCUCAAAUACAGUCUGCAGGGAAAGUAUUCAGGUUGUAGUGAGGGCAAGUAUGAUGGGAAUAGUUGGAAUUAAGUAGAAGAAAACCACAGGGGGUUCUUCUUGUAUUAACUCUCUCGAUCUUCCCAACUGCCAGUUAAUAUCAUCUUGCCCUUUCUAGUGUGGUGUGACCUUCUGACAGUUUUAUGAGAUCUGUUUGUACAUAAUGCAGACCAUUUUCAUUCAAUGUUCACUUUUUAUAAAAUCAGUGAUUUUAUCUCUAACCAGUUGCCUUAAAUGUCUGUGAAUGAAUGUUGAUUAUUAAAAGUGUCUUGUAACGUUGUGGAAUCCACAUACAAUGGACAAUAGAACUUCUCUUUUUAGCUCUAGUUUUAAGAACCUGAAAAUAACGCUGGGACUUUGAAAUCUACUAAAUUCUGGAAAAAUAGUGGCAUGUGCUGUAGGCUAUAUUUCAGAGGAAGGAAUUGGCAAAAAAAUACUCCUCU